AUGGCCUCAUCUCCACUGCUGGGCACGGAUGUGACCAUUCACCCGGGGGCCUCAGGGGCCUAUCCUCCCCUCACUCCUGGCUCCCAACCCCAGCCAGCUUGGGAGCAGCACCUGCCACCGCCCAUGGCCCCAUUACGCCUGCCUGGCAGCACCCUAUUGCAGCCAGCUCGCCCCAUGACACCUCGGGUGACUCCUGCUGACCAUGGCCCCAUUGCCCCAGGGCUUGGCAACAUCACUGUCCCCGCCUGGUCAGGAGGGAGGUCAGCAUCGCCCCACCAGUCUCAGGCCUUUGGGCGCCCUCAGGCCCCACUCAAUGGCAAUGCUUCCAGGGCCCUCAUGGGGAGUGCUUUGUGUCCUGCCCCCCUUUGCACAGCAAGCGCUGCGGGGGACAGCGGGGUGGCUGCCCCGCCUAUUGCAGCAGCUCAGGCUGGCAAGGGAGGCUUGGCCCCAGGCCUUCCUCCUCAAGCUGCACCACCAGCUGCCCAGGUGGCCUUCAACCUGCCCCCAGGGAGCUCUGGGCCAUGGCCACAUGGCACCUCUGGGGCAGGAAGCCUGCAUGCCUCCCAGCACAGGGGCCCUCAGGAGGACGCCUCUCACCAGAACAGCGUCUAUCAGAACUUCCGACGCUGGCAGCGCUUCAAGUCCCUGGCCCGGAGCCACCUGCCCCAGAGCCCUGAUGCGGAAGCUCUCUCCUGCUUUCUCAUCCCAGUGCUUCGCACCCUGGCUCGCCUGAAGCCCACCAUGACGCUGGAGGAGGGAAUGCGGCAGGCCAUGCAGGAAUGGCAGCACAUGAGCACCGUUGAGAGGAUGGCCUUUUAUGAAAUGGCAGCAAAGUUCAUGCAAUUUGAGGCAGAGGAUGAGAUCAGGAUGGGGAACUUGUCCUGCACAACGCGGGCACAGGGCAUGCCUCCUCCAGCUCCACCAAAGCUGGCUCCUCAGGAACCCACAUCCCGCAAAAGGGGCACUCAAUCCUGGCAGCUGCUGGAGAACAAGGCCCCCGAGGAGAUUCCCCCUGAGGCUCGCAGGGAGCAUGGGGACAUCCCGGAGGCACUGGUGGGUCCUGGCCCCUCAGCCACAGGCGAGUCACAUAUGGAAGGUCCAGAGGAUGGAUAUGAGCUGCCACAGGACGAGGACGGCUGCUUCCCAGACCCGGAUCUCCUCAGCUACGUGGACAAGCUGUGUUCCCAGGAGGACUUGGACACCAAGGUGGAGGCGGUCAUUCACCCCCGAUUCCUGGCAGAGUUGCUUUCCCCAGAACCGGAGCUGGAUCUCUCGGGCCUGGCUGAGGAGCUGGAGCAGGAGGAAGGACUCUCCCCUGAAGAGGUGGCCGGGGGAGGGAGCGACACUCAGGGAGGCUGGGGCAGGGGGGGAACCCAGGUGACCCAGGACAUCCAGGAGGCAAGGACCCAGCUGGUGCAGAAACGAGUCCUGGCCUCGGAGGAGGACGACGGGGUGCCAGCCACCCCCAAUCACAGGGCACCCCACCUGGACUCAAGACCUUCAGAGUCCACUGGCCCGACAAGAUGCCCAGAGGAACGAGCAAGGCCCACAGCCCGGGGACAUCAGCAGCCCCCUCAGGCUGGAACUGCACAGCCAUUUCCUCGCCAGGGCACCAAGCGCUCGGGCCCUCCAUCAGGACCCAGGGCCAGCAAGGUUCUCAGGGAGGCCUCUCCUCUUAGUGGAGCCCCAGGGCUGGGUCACGGGUUCAGUGAGGACGAGGAGGAGCUCCCCAGCCUGGCCUUCCUCUUGGGCCUUCACCACAGCCUGCUGCCCUGGGGGCUGCCACAGAGCCCUGUCCCUGCCUCGGGUCUUGUCUGCACUGCAGGGCAGAGGGCCCAGCAAGCUCCCCAGGCCCCCUUUCCCCAGAGAAUGGGCCUCAGCUCAGGCCCCCUGCAAGCUGCCAAGUCUAGAAAGAGGGCUUGGUGUGGAGGCCUGGCUGCUGCUGAGGACCUGGCCAGGCCUAGGGCUGACCUGCGAGGCUCUGGGAGGCACACCCUGGCUCUGGGGCUGGUUGACCCUUCACAGCCCAACAGGAGCACGUGUGACCCAGGUGUCACAGGGAGGAGGAGGAAGCGGCACUGCAGCCAGUAG
Molecule: messenger RNA, 2091 nt
Organism: Phacochoerus africanus (Common warthog)
Lineage: Eukaryota; Metazoa; Chordata; Mammalia; Artiodactyla; Suidae
Product: NUT family member 2G-like
Exons: 8
Coding region: 1-2091 (696 amino acids)
Source: RefSeq, a predicted model, not a curated record